GAGAAAGAUGUAUUAUAGUGCUAGGGAGUAGUUAAAAAAGGACUACUGAGCAGAGUCAGAUCUUUGAAAGCUGAGUGUGUGUUGGGGAAUCCUGCCUUUGUUUUACUGCUUUGGAUACUCUCCUUCCAUCACCAUAAAAAACUUACAUCCCUCUCUGUGUAACCUCUUCUCCUCUACUCUCUCUGGUCAUGUGGUGCACAAGGUUCAGAUUCCUUUCCCUUGUGCUUGUGAUCUACUUGGUUUCUCUUGGUGACUCCCUUGCUACUGCCCACAGAGUGGUUGGGAUGAUUGAGAAGAAUGAUGAUGAUGCAAAGGGUGCCAAAAAGGUUGGACUCGAGAUCACAGCUGCUCACAGACUGCCAAAUAUCACCCCAAAGAAGUCAUUGGGCUCAACAACAAAACUGAAUGACAAGACAUCCAGAAGCAACAGUGCACUGAGGACAAGACCAACAACCACCAUCAAGAAGAGCACAAGAGGGAAUUCAGCUGAGACACUGAAGCCAAAAGCAGCUGAACCAUUCUACCGUGGAUCUCAUGAUCCAUUCCAGAGAAUUGGAACCAAAAAACCAGCAGAUGCAGUCACUGAAAUGUUCAACAUGCUGCACAAGGACUACCACACAACGGGCCGCCGCCGGCCUCCGAUCAACAACAGCAUGCCUUUGAAAGAUCCCCAUGUCAAACACUAGACAGAUCAGCAAAAUUUGGACAGGAGAUGAACUCUUCUACUACUAACUCGAGCCUUUUCUUCUUGGAUAUCUGUUAGAGAACAAUAGAUGUUUGGAUAUAGUAAUCUUCAGUAAUGCCUCCAAGCCUCUUCAGCCCUUCUCUGAGUGGUUAUCUCAAAUCACCAUUGGAGUUGGACAUUUUGGCCAUAAAAUGAGCUUGAGGCUUGUACCAGAUCUUCAACUUCAAUCUUGCAGUAUAAUAUACCUUUCACAUUUGCUUCUCCAAGUGCUACUGAUCCUUUUGAGCAGCAGCAUGUUUCAUAGAUAUGAAGAGAGCUGCAGAUUGACAUUUUUCAUCAGGAGAAGCCAGAUUUUACCUUUUCUGCAUUCCAGAGACAAAAAGAGAAGCUCAUUAUCUCAUCUUGAUUCAUAUACUAAUUUUUCCUAGAAAAUAUUUCUCAGUAAUAUUUGGAAAUAUAAACUUGAGAUGAUUGAACAGGAGUCCCUCUAAAUCUCAUUCACAUAUUAUGACUGUUCUUUGAGAUCAUUUGCAGGUGGUCAUAACUCAUAAUUUAACUAAAUCUAUUUCAUCAGUGCAAAAUAUUGUUUAUUUAUUAUUGGAUUCAUUAGAUUAAUUUCAGUGUAAAACUAUUUUUUUUGGAAAGAAAUAUUGGAAAAAGAAAAAUAAAAAGACUUAUUAUAUGCUUCGCAGUCGGCAUGACGUGGGCUCAAUAACGGCCCAAGUCUCUUCAUGUUUCGGCUCGACCUAUUUGAGUCCCCAUCAUGAGCACCGUUAGAUUGAGCUUGAAUGACGUAGAUCGGCACAAUUUCGACCGUCUGAUCAACGAUUCCUCUUCGUUUCCCUUCCCGCAUCGCCAUUCGUUCUGAAGCGAUACGGGCCCCUCCCUGCGCUCCGCUUCACCCGCCGCUUCACCCGCGGCGCCGUUCGCAUCAGCGGACGCGUUGCUGGCUCCGCCGCCGACCUCGGCCCUCUUCCUCCUCCCCAGAUUCGAACGUUUUCCCCUUCCAUCCCUAUAAAUCGAGCGCUCCUCUCCUCCUUCCUUCCCAUCGCCCCAUUCACCAAUCCUUAAUUUUCCUCUUCCUCCUCCUAGUCCCUCGAUUUCGCCGGAAAAUGUAUCGCGCCACCGUGUUGGUCGUCCUCUUCCUGGCUGCGGCCGGCCUCGCCGCAGCCGCCGAGGCACCCGCUCCUGGGCCCAGCUCCAAGCCCGAGCAACCGGAAUCGGCCCAGUCUCCGGCGAAAUCCCCCGCCUCCGCCUCCGCCACCGCCCCUUCCACCUCCACCUCCACCGCCCCGGCCACCGUUCCCGCCACCGCCCCCGCCGCCGCCCAUUCCCCGGCCACAUCCCCCGCCUCCGCCCACGCCCCAGCGAAGGCUCUCUCUCCGGAGGCCGCCACAUCGCCCUCGAACUCCCCUGCCGCGGCGCCGACCCCCGACGCCGACUUGGACGACGACAGCGACGACGAUAUCCCAGCUGAGGGUCCGAUCUCCGGCAGCCCUCCGGAGCCAUCCUUGGCUGCUGCGCCUGCACCGGAGGAGGAAGACGCGCUGAGCCCCACGACGUCGCCUAGCGGAGCAGGGGCGCCUAUCGCAGCUGGUGCUGCCUUCGCCGCUCUCUCCGCCGCUGUGGCUGCCGUCUUCGCUUUCUAAAGGCCGGCCUCGACCAUAUUGAUCUAAGAUUCAUCAUUUUGCCUUUAGAUUCGUUAUAUUGUGAAUGGGGUCCACUGAAUAAUUGAUUUCAUUUAUUAUAUAUUGGAUUUAAUUCCUGACACUAUCUGGACUUAGAUCCAUUAAUCAUAUCGGAUCGGGUAUGCAUCA
This is a messenger RNA of Musa acuminata AAA Group (dessert banana), 2502 nucleotides long. RefSeq lists its product as uncharacterized. Lineage: Eukaryota; Viridiplantae; Streptophyta; Magnoliopsida; Zingiberales; Musaceae. Bases 189 to 686 code for a protein of 165 amino acids. Gene Ontology annotation, biological process: regulation of root meristem growth. The transcript is spliced from 4 exons. The record is from RefSeq and is a predicted model, not a curated record. Gene Ontology annotation, molecular function: growth factor activity.